This is a messenger RNA of Trichoderma breve, 1767 nucleotides long. Its product is annotated as fungal specific transcription factor domain-containing protein. The record is from RefSeq and is a predicted model, not a curated record. NCBI's taxonomy places the organism in Eukaryota, Fungi, Ascomycota, Sordariomycetes, Hypocreales, Hypocreaceae. The transcript has 4 exons. Gene Ontology annotation, molecular function: zinc ion binding; DNA-binding transcription factor activity, RNA polymerase II-specific; DNA binding. The coding region runs from base 1 to 1767 and encodes 588 amino acids. Gene Ontology annotation, biological process: DNA-templated transcription; regulation of DNA-templated transcription.
AUGCCAGAUCCUCACGUCGACAUUCCCAAACCUAAGCAGCGCCGCAUCUCAAGAGCCUGUGACUACUGUCAUCGUCGUUCGAUUAGAUGCAAGCCAGCGGAGGGUUUCUCAGGCGCAGGCGGAUCCUCCAGUUGCCAAAACUGCAAGGAUUUUGCGCAAGUUUGCACUUAUCAUCGCCAGCCGAAGAGACGAGGAGUUCCCGCGCGGAACGGCAGUGGGGGACCGUCGGCCAAUCGACAUGUGGUGGAGGGAUUGCCAGAUCUAGAGUCGUCGAGAUCGCCAUCUCAGGGCGACUUGCGGAUAAUACCCGAGAUUCAACAGCCGGGCCCUAAUGCCAAUACCUCACCACAGUCCCAGUCAGCCUGGCGGGCUCCCUACAUUGUUAGCCAGGCGACUGUCGUUGACCUCGUUGAGCUCUACUUUGAGAUCGUCUAUCCCAUCUUCCCCUUCUUCCACCAGCCCUCCUUCACUCGCAAGAUCUCGAGGGCCGAAUAUAACACUAAUCAGUCGCUCUUUGCCACCACCAUGGCCGUAUGUGCUUUGGCCCUCCAGAGGGAGACGUUGCCAGACACCUUUUAUGCCGAGGCCAAGAGGCAGUUGCUGGACAAUGGCCUUGACAACUCAGACUUUAACAUCCUCCGUGGUCACGCUAUAAUGGCCAUUACGGCUAUUCAAAACGGAAAAAUCCGAGACAUGCAUCAUCACCUUGGCAUCUAUCACACAUUCAUGGCCAUGGAUGGACUCCAUGACGAGGUAAAUUGGCCAUCCGGUAUCGGUAUUAUUGAGAGAGAAGAGAGAAGAAGAAUGUUUUGGUCCAUUUAUACCCUGGACAUCUUCACAUCCGUGGUUUGGGGUGGUGUUAUCCGUUCUCGAGAACAGCAGGCCAAUGUAGCUUACCCAGCAGAGGUGGAUGACCAUGGUCUAAGCCCUCCCAUUGCUCGCCUUGUCCUCACUGCACAAUCUGAUUGCUGGUUGUCCGGCUGGAAUUUUAUCACUGACCUAUACAGAGUGUUGGAGCAUGCUCUGGCACGAUUUCGGGAUCGCAGGAGAUCCUUCAUGUCCGAGAUCAUUGACGACCAGUCAACAGUGACUGGGCAAUCCGUUCGUGACAAGGUACUCCGCAUGUACUUGAACCUUCCCGAAUGCUUCAAGAACACGCCAGCCAUGGCAUUUAACCAGAAGCAAGAUCUCUUUGGUUUCCAGGCAGCCAACAUCACCGCCAGCCUCCAACUUCUUCGCAUCACAUUAUUCGCGGCCGGAGGCGCAAGCAUCGCAGAGCGCUGUGAGAUUGCCUCUGACGUGGUAGAUGCUUUCAGCUCCAUUCCAGUGCAGUAUUGCUUGACAAUAAGCAAACCGUUGCUGCAUCAUUUGGGUGGAAUCGGCGCUAUCCUCGGUUCGGUCUUUGAAGAACCUCUCAGCGAAGCAGAGUACAAUCGCGUGAGAUCUGUCAUGUUAUCGAUGGCAAGGCUUCUUGAAAACCUCGAGACGAUACACCGCAGCUCGAGUGCCAGCGAGAAGCUUCGAUCUCAGGUAUCCCGCAUUGACGAGUACAUGGCAGCCCAGCGCCAACAGUCAAGGCCGCCUCUCGAGGAUACUCCAGUGAACACUACGGUGCAGCAAGUGGUGCCGGUCGACAGCUCCAGAGGUGGUGGCCAAAAUUAUGAGCAGGUUGGCACGGAGAUGACUGGUGAUUGGUCGUUCUUGGUGCCUCCGGACUUGUUAGGCGAUCUAACAUGGAAUUUUGAUUUUGGUGGAGUGUUUACAUGA